Plodia interpunctella (Indianmeal moth) is the source of this 904-nucleotide messenger RNA. RefSeq lists its product as uncharacterized. Lineage: Eukaryota; Metazoa; Arthropoda; Insecta; Lepidoptera; Pyralidae. The coding region runs from base 217 to 825 and encodes 202 amino acids. The record is from RefSeq and is a predicted model, not a curated record. The transcript has 6 exons.
CGGUUGUGAGUUAGUAACCGGUCGUCUGCCUAACGUCAACCCUCUUUGUAAAUACUAUGGUUGCCUAUUAGACAAAUACUAUGGGGACUCUGCACCAUCAAAUUCAGUGAUAAAAAAGUGGUUUCCUGAUUUUCGAUGUGGCUGUAGAAGCACAAAUGAUGCCGAAUCAUCUGGACGUCCAGUAGAGGUCGCUACACCCACAACAGUUUCCAGGAUAUGGUGUUGGCCGAUCGGAGAUUGAAGACACUAUGUAUAUCGCUGUGUUUGGCGUUAUCUCUGGCUGGACCCAACGAAAAAAGUGUUCCAGAGUUUAUAGAACAUGUGCUGCGGAUCCCCAAUCCUGAAAAAGUCCUAAAUUCUGUUCUGGGGAUGCUGGAGGGGAACCGGCAAGCGGCCCCUCGGCGCCAGGCCCCUAACCUUUCAGACGAAAGCGAAUGCGAUGAUUCUUCAGAGGUCUUGCCAGAAUAUACCGAAUCUCUGCAAGCUUCGAGAGAGCGCGAUGUGAGGCAGUUUAGCGUGCAGAAGCACUACCCCAUUUGCCACAUCGAGAGGAAGAUACAAAGAUUGAACACGAACGAAUACGAGUAUCGACCAGCGUACUACGAGGAGGUGCGAUGCAGUUCCUCCGUGGGCGAGGAAAAGAGCGAGAGCAACGAGAUCUGCUCCAGUCUUGGAUUUUCUUGUGUUCAGUGGAAUAAAACGAUUCAUUUAACAAGAAGAAGAUACACAAGUGAUUGCUGGGAAACCAGGACGUUGGUGAUUCCCGCUGGCUGCGAGUGCAUGUGGCCAGUGCACCGGCUCGGAGACAUGGCUGUGCACCUCUAAAGCCGGCGCAAAUACCGAAUAUCAACUCUCAGGCCUUUUUGUCCAUAAGUUACAAGUUAUUGCAGUAAAGUUAAAUGUG